GGGAAUGGGGUGACGAUGAUGGCCAAGCCGAGUCUUGGGUCGCAGACGCUGGCCCAGAGAAUCCAUGGUCUACCGGUGAUCAGGAUGACACGUGGGGCGAGGCUUCGGCAGAUUCAGAUCCCAAGAAUCCGUGGCCUGCUGAUGAAGGCUGGGAUAACACGUGGGUCGAGGAUUUCCCGGACCCCACCAACGACGAGAUCUACGAGAGCUUCAUCCAGACCAUGGGCAUCGACUUGGACGAGGAGGCUCAACUGCACACGCCUAGCUUCCGCACAAACAAUACAAUUGCCGUUGAUUUGGUGCAGGAGCAACCUGAGCAACCCGACGAAGGGCAGAAUGAUGAUUUGGUCAAUCACGACAUGCAGGAGGCCAAGGAGGAGCCGGUACAUCCAUUUCCUGGCAAGCCGGAUCGUUCGACCCGGCCGAUCAAUCCCCAUGCCCAGAGGCUGGUGCUGGCCAGCAAGCAGCCAGUGGAGUAUCAGAAGCCCAAAGGAAGCCCAAAGAGCAAAGCAAAGGCCAAAGCAAAGGCGAAAGCAAAGACCACCCCCAAGAAACCCAAGGCAAAGGCCAAAGCAAGGACCAGACAAGAUGGAAGCGUAACCCCCUACACAGCCGCUUUUGAGUCGUUCAAGGAACAGCCACCAAGCCGCACAUAG
Messenger RNA from Symbiodinium sp. CCMP2592, 656 nucleotides. The record is from the annotation of a GenBank genome assembly. NCBI's taxonomy places the organism in Eukaryota, Dinophyceae, Suessiales, Symbiodiniaceae.